Messenger RNA from Galleria mellonella (greater wax moth), 13786 nucleotides. RefSeq names its product trithorax group protein osa-like. The record is from RefSeq and is a predicted model, not a curated record. The coding region runs from base 3306 to 7037 and encodes 1243 amino acids. Gene Ontology annotation, biological process: base-excision repair, AP site formation. NCBI's taxonomy places the organism in Eukaryota, Metazoa, Arthropoda, Insecta, Lepidoptera, Pyralidae. The transcript has 17 exons. Gene Ontology annotation, molecular function: mismatch base pair DNA N-glycosylase activity; DNA binding. Gene Ontology annotation, cellular component: nucleus.
AGCCGCGGGACGCCGGCGCCGCCGACGGUGUCGCGGAUCUGUGCUCCACAUCAGCGCACCAUAUCGCCAACGCACCGCGGCUUAUCAUCGACACCUUGCCGAUUGGUGGAGUGGAGUGUUUGCGCGCCUGAUACGGCCCGCGGCCACCAAUCGAUUUCCUGUAAUAUCAAAUCUUAUCAUUAUCAUGGUGGACAUUUGUACCUCGUGUCAGUUCCCUGAUAUCGUAUCUGGAGAUACGAUCGAAAGUAUAAAUAUGAACCCAUCGAUCGAUCGGCUCUCUAUCGAAGUGUGGGCUGUGUGUACAAUUGACAGUGGUGUGGAGCUCCGCGUGAUUCAGUGCUUCCUGCCGAGAACAGGAGCUGCCUCCUCUGGGUAAUUAGCGUAUCCUGUGUGUAACGUACUGGUUUGUGUAUUGUUCCAUUUAAUUGUUUUUAUAGGCGUAUUUCAAAGUUUCUGUUGUAUUUUUUAACGUAAAGAUAGUUGACGUGGCAGCAACCUCAGUAGGUAGCUAGUAUGCACGGACAUUGAUAACACUAGCGACAUAGUACACCAGUGAUGUACAUGUCUCUGUAUCCAAUAGCUGAAUAAUUUAUUUAGUGUCGCAUCUAAAACGAAGCGUUAUAGUGAUUACGUAAUAACAUAUGGUGGUUGAACACAUGUGCUCUCUGCUUCCACGUGAUGUGCUCGCUGGAGUAAAUCAUAAAAAUAAUUGCCACUAACGCGCUUAAAUAUCAGACUAUGAGUAAUAAUUGUAACAGAAUAGGUAGGAACAUUGACGCGACAGGGAAAAGCGUUGCUCUUAUCACGAGUACGUUAGCCGCACCUUUUAGAGCUGUGAUAGCGGGCGCGCGUCCACAUGCGGCGCGCGCCUUCAUUGUCACACUAUGCGAGCCGCCAACACACAUAUCUUUGUGUUUCUUUAACUAUUUCUACUUUUUUUUGCAGAGCACAUCAGAAGAAUACUACAUAGUUGGCUAUACGUCUGAGUUGGACAGGGGAUCUUGACAGUUUAAUAUCUAACGCUGCCAGAUCUAUCUUUCCAGCUCACGCGUGAAGCCAUUUCACACGGCCCCACACAUGCUUACUCAUCACAAUAUUCGACUUCAUUCCAAGAAGAAUACCGCGUAAAAGAUUAAGUGGAGGUGUGAUCUCUUCACUUUUUAUGUUUAAAGUGAGAUUCAACUCCUCCAACUUAACCCUGAAGCGCAAAUACAACAAAGAGAAGAUUCGUUUUGAAGUUCCAGGAACAUUGUAAUGUGUAUUAAAACAUUUCAUUUCAUAUAAAAAGUAUUAAAAAUGUAGAUGAUAUGAUGGCACGUAUAAUAUUUAUAGUAAAAUUUGUAUUACAUAUCCAAUAUCUAUUGUUUUAUUUCAUGUUAGCCGUUCCCCGCAGCUUAGUCGGCGCGAAUGCGUUUCAUGUUUCCGUGUGAAUUUCCAACUGUACUGAAUGGUAAUUUAAUAUAUGGUAGUUAAAUCAUGUAAACCUUGAGCAAUAUUUUAUGUUAUAAGAGCUACCAGUUUCGAUUGUUCAUUUAUUUGUCUGUUUGUUUCUUUUUGAGAAUUUACAAUUUCUUAAAAAACAACCAUUUAAAAAUAAAUUAAGUACUUUAAUAAAAAUCAGGUAAAUAACAUUAUAAUUCAGUAUACAGAUUUGAAGUUAGAGCCAUAAAUAUAGAAUUAUCGUAAAUGAAACAUAAAAUCGCAUAUUGUUAAACUCAAAGGUUGGCGCCACUGAGCAAGCCACGUUGGAGUAUUAUGGAAGACCCAACGAAGCACAGACUAGUACGAAGUGCAUCACAAAUCACUAAAAAAAAAUCACAACACCCAAAACAAAAAAUGGGCAAAAAAAUGUUGGUAACACCGGUGCGCUAAAAAAGCUUGCAAACUUCACGCACCUAACCUGCGCUGGACAUCGACUCGUCCGUAUCUCUAAACUCGGGGAAAAUGUAUAUUGAUUUUUCAAAGAAAAGUCAACCGAUGUAACAAAACACCGUUCGCGAAGUGUUUAUACGCGUAUAAAAGCGUCGCGGUCAAUGUGCAGUGUCGUCGAGAUGGUGCGACGGUGUUUCUCGUCGCGUUUUGAGUGAGAUCGGAGAGAGUGUUGCGUCGCUCGGCCGACGGCCCGGAGCCCGGCCGCGGCCAGGGCCUGGGCGCGCCAUGGACGCCGGCGCUGCUGACCCGCUACGUGCGGCCAGGCCGUGAGUAUCGAGUCUCGUCUGCAGUUCUGUACCCGCUGCCCGCGGCGGCCGUUCCGCCCGCGGACUUACGUCGUGGAUUAUUUCGGUCUCUGUGAGCCCAUCCGAGGUUGCGAAACGUCCCGUCCGCGUUCGGUUCUCGCUCGGAGCGGACAUUCUCUCGCUCGUGCAGCGUCACGGCCUCCGUCGCGUUGCGCCAUUUCGAAACGGUCGCAUCGUCCGCGAGGCGAAGCGAGCGAGGACACGGCGACGUCGCGCGUCGCGGCAGCGCGGGCAGGGUGCUGCCGCUGUCCGCCGAUAGCGAUCUUGCAGCGCGGCGGCCGAGCGUGACCGCCUCCGCCUCGCACUGGCCCCGGUGCCACCCGUGUAUGAAUGACUCGGACCGCCGGGAUCGUAAAUCAGAAUCGUGUUUACAGUUUUUGCGGGGCGCACGAAACCUGUCGCGCUGCCCUUUGUCUCGGGGGCGGUGCGAGAGGCGCGCUAUCCGUCCUCGAGCGGAUCGGCUCGUCGUGGCGCUCACGAAACGCCCGAGUGAAUUAUGGCUAGGUGCAUAUACGCCUUGCACUAUACAUACAUAACAUACGCGCCCACAUAGCUAUAGCUAUGUGCAGUGAAGGCUGCAAGUACCUAGCUAGUCAAACAAAGCAUUUUGCCCACAAAUCCAUACUGCCAGUCUGCCAUGGCCAGCCACACGGUUCUUUGUGAAAUUUCGCGUCGAACGGCCGCGGGAGUGAUGUCAUGUUGUAAAUAAUACAUCUCAAAACAUCUGUGAUUGUCAAUUUCAAUUUUUAUGUGUAACUACUUUGAGGUUAGGUUGUGAUUUUCUAUUGCAACUGUUAUUUAAACAUAGCCAAUGUGAUAAAACCGUGAAAAGCAGCAUUCCAAGAGUAGUGGUUAUUGUACAGAGUGUAGUGAGAUCAAUAUAGUGACAGUGCUGAGACCUGAGAGUGGCCACUGGCCAGGGCAGUCGCUGUGCAGUGAGUUUUGUGAUGUCAGUCAGUCAUUGCAGUCAGUUUGGGUUGAUGGCCCAUUGAACAGUCUUGCCUAGUGUUAAAUGUGAUUGUGGAGUGUCAGUGAGUUGUGCAAGUGCUCCAUGUAACAGCCGGCCUCAUGAUCAGGGAGGAGGGCGAAGACAAGCCGAAGCCGACGGAGAGUCAGGACGACGGUUAUGAGACGAGCAACAGCGGCGAGGCGGCGCGCCGCAAGCCCUCCAGUACGGAGGCGUCGCCCGCGCCGCCGCCCGAACCCUCCCCGCCCCCGGACCCCCCCUACGAGCCCCUGCUGCGCCACUACCCGGACCACGAGCCAGAGCCAUACCGCCACUUCGAACCGCCCGCACCGCCCCAGCCCCAACCGGAACCGCAGUACCAGCACUUCUUUCCGAAGUACAACGACCCGUACGCGUUCAAGCGUGAGCCGGACGCGCCAUAUGACAUGAGCCAGCACCACCAGCACCAGCACCACCAGCACCCACACCACCAACACCAGUACGGGCCGCCAGGAAAGAGGGACGACGACAUGUACAACGGCAUCAAGAGGGAGUGCGAGGACCCGUACUCGUUCGUGGAGGAGGAGGCGAUGUGCGCGAUGCUGGGCCAGCCGCCGCACCACGGCAUGCCGCCGCACAUGCAGCACCACGAGCAGCAUCCGCACAUGAUGCACCCGCAACAGAUGAUGCUCAAUCAGCCCAAAAAGAGAGGCCGCAAGAAGAAGAUCAAAGACGAGAACGGCAUGGAGAUAAAAGCGGAGCCAGGGAUGGAGGGGGCGCUGGUGGCGCGGCCGGUGAAGGAGCGAAAGAAGCACGACCGAUUCAACGGCAUGAGCGAGGAGGAGGUCUCACGGCGGACCCUGCCCGACCACCUCACCGAGAACCUGGACAUCAUCAUUAUCGGCAUCAACCCGGGCCUGUUCGCCGCGUACAAGGGGCACCACUACGCCGGCCCCGGGAACCACUUCUGGAAGUGCCUGUACCUGUCCGGCCUCACCAGGGAACAGAUGAGCGCCGACGAAGAUUACAAGUUAUUGAACUUCGGCAUCGGGUUCACGAACAUGGUGCCGCGCGCGACCAAGGGCUCGGCGGACCUGACGCGGCGCGAGAUCAAGGAGGGCUCCGCGAUCCUGCUCGAGAAGCUGCAGACGUUCCGGCCCAAGGUGGCCGUGUUCAACGGGAAGCUCAUCUACGAGGUGUUCUCCGGCAAGAAGGACUUCUGCUUCGGCAAGCAGCCGGACACCAUCGCCGGCACCAACACUUACAUGUGGGUGAUGCCGUCGUCGUCGGCGCGGUGCGCACAGCUGCCGCGCGCGGCCGACAAGGUGCCCUUCUACGCGGCGCUGAAGAAGUUCCGCGACUACCUGAACGGGCUCGUGGCGCACGUGGACGAGGCCGAGCUCGUGUUCCCCGACAACACGAGCCGCCGCCCGCAGGAGGAGAUGGAGAUACGCAGACUGACAAUGGAACCGGAGCCGGGCGACACGAUCAUUCUAGAAGACGGCACAGAGGUUCCACUCAAAAAGAAACGAGGUAGACCUAAGAAGGUGAAGCUGGAGAACGGAGAGACAGCCCCACCGGUGCCCCGGGCCCCGAGACAGCCGCGGCCGCCGCCAGUCCUCGAUCCCAACGGGGACCAGCCGCCCAAAAAGAAGCGCGGUCGACCCAAGAAGAUCAGGCCCGAGGAGCAGCAAUUCCUGUUGCAACAGCAGCAGCAACAGCAACAGCAGCAACAGGCGAACGCGAUGCUGCAGCCGCAGCUGCCGUCGCUGCAGCCGCUGCCGCACGAGGCGCCGUACCUGGGCCACGGCGAGUUCCAGAGCCAGCUGCCGUCGCCGCUGGGCCAGGGCUCGCUGCUGUACCAGCACCAGCACCAGCACCAGCCGCCGCACCAGCAGCACCAGCCGCCGCACCAGCAGCCGCUCGCCGCCGACGCCGGCUCCUACUACCAGCCGCCCGGCGCCGCUGUCGGAGCCGGCAUGGAGUCGCCGCUGGACGUGUCGGGCGCGCUGCUGGGCCGCGGCUACGGGUCGCCGGGGCCGGGCGCGGGGCCGGGGCCGGGGCCAGGGCCGGGCCCGGGGCCGGGCGCGGGCUACGCGGCGUCGCCGCGCGCCGUGUACGCGUCGCCGCGGCCGCAGGGCUACUCGCCGGGGCCCGCGCGCCCCGCCGGCACGCCGCAGCCACAGUACCCGUCGAGCCCGGCGGCGUUCUCGGCGCCGUCGCCGCCGCGCGCCGGCUACGGGUCGCCGGCGGGGCGCGGCGCGGGCGCGGGGCCGGGGCCGGGGCCGGGGCCGGGGCCGGGGCAGGGGCCGGGGCCGGGCGCGGGGCCGGCGGCGGCCCGCAGCCCGCUGUACUCGCACAGCCCGGCGGCCUACCAGCAGGCCAGCCCGGCCGCGCAGGCGCGCUUCUCGCAGUCGCCGCACGCGCACCACCCGCUGCCGCACCCCUACUCGCGCUCGCCCGCGCCGCAGGCGCAAGCGCGGCCGUACUCGCGGUCGCCGGCGCCGGGCGGCGGCGGCACGACGCCGUUCCCGGCGGCGUCGCCGGCGGGCGGCGGCGGCGGCGGCGGCGGCGGCGGCCUGCACAGCUACACGCCGUCGCCGGCGCACACGCCGUACAGCCAGCACUCGUCGCCAGCGCCCGCCUCGCGCACGCCCACCUACACCGACACGCAUCACUUCGCCGCACAGGGCGGCGGCGCGGGUGGCGGCGGCGGCGGCGGCGGCGGCGCGUUCGGCGCGGAGCUGUCGAGCGAGAUCGGCGCGGCCAUCUCGUCGCCGGGCCCCGUGUCGCCCGGCAUGGCGGCGCUGGACUUCGAGCCGCCGCGGGACCCCGACGCCAGCCCCAUGGGCAGCACCGACAUGCACCCCGGCAGCAACAGCAACUCCUCGCUCUCCGACUACAACAAGACAAAUCCGGGCGUAAGCGAGAUGUCCCCUGCGGGGGGCGUGGCGCCGCCGGGGACGGGCUCGUUCGGCGGCUCGCUGUACGACGGCGAGGGACGGCUGGGCGCCGCCGCCGGCUACGACGCGGCCGACGGCGGCCGCAUGUACCACCACGCGAUGCCGCACCACUCGCCCGACCAGGACAAGCCCGAACACUACCACUACCAACAGGACCAGGGUAACGGUGUGGCGGAGAGUCCACGGUUAGACCAGCUACAUCAGCAUCCCUCCAUGUAUCCUAGCAAUUUCAACAGGUCGACGCCCCCCGGCGGCGGCGGCGGCGGCGGCGGCGCGGCGGGCGGCGGCGAGGGCCCGUUCUCGCCGCUGCCGGCGCCCGCGUUCCGGCCGGCCGAGCACCACGCGCCUGCAUCGCCAGCCGAGUUCGCCGGCGCCGCGAAGCCCAAGUCGCAGGACGUGGCGUCCAAGUCGCUGUCGGGGCUGGAGUCGCUGGUGGACCAGAUCCCGUCCAUCGCGGAGGGCCCGGGCGGCGGCGGCGGCGGCGGCGGCGGCGGCGCGGCGCCGGCCGAGCUGGCGGCCGCGCCCGCGCCCGCGCUGCCCGACUACGCGCCCGCGCUCUACGCGCCCUACGGCGCCUACGGCGGCGCCGCCUACGGCAACAACGGGUACGGCGCGCCGUUCGUGGGCUACGGCGGCGGCUGGGGCACGGCCGUGAUGCGGCCCACGCCCGGCUACCUGUCCGAGUGGCAGUACGGCUACCCGGCCGGCGUGCCCGCCUCCUACGCGCCCUACAACGGCUACUACAACGGCUACGGCGCGCCGCCGCCCGCGCACCACCAGCAGCCGCACUACCUGUCGGCGCCGCCGCUCAUCGACCUGCACAAGAACGGCGAGGCGCCCGUCCCCGCCGUGCCCUCCGUGCCCUCCGUCGGCUUCGGCGGCUUCUGUUAGUGGCUCCCCCACCACCGCCACGCCACCUCGCGGCUCCUAGUGUAAGUAGCCAAUUGGACUGAACUGCCCACUCGAGCGGCGGACGGGUCACUGCGACUGGUGUAGAGCGAUCGUUAGUGAUGUAAUUUAAUCUUUUUCAACUGAGGAGCUUAAUUUGUAGGGUUUAUUUGUAAAUAUUGUACGUAUUCCGUUUCGGUCCAUCACACGUUUGUUUGACUAAUCGCUAGGUGCACCGCAGGUAGUCUCGCGGUCGGUCCGCGACGUGUGAGGCCGGCCCGCGCGCUGCGGCGGCUGCGCCAGCAGCUGGCGGCCAGUAGCUGGCGGCCAGCGGCUCGGCCGAGCGGCGGGCGAGCCGGCGUAGUUGCGAGUGAUCUUGUUUAGUUUUAGUGCGCGGGCGCAUUUGGUGGGCUGCGGGCCGCGCGGCGGGCCGCGCUUAAUUUAUUCGGAAUGUCUGUGAUCUUCGGUGUCGUCUAAUAUUUAUAGUGAAUGGCCAUUUUUGUUGCCAUACGAAAAUGCUGUGUUCGGAAUAGGCGCGCGAUCCGGCUCGAGGGAUCGCGUCGCAGUCGUCGUUCGAAAUCUUGCCAGUGGAGUGUUUCGCGUUCUAGUCACUUACUAAUUCGUGUCGGCUAGUCAAAUUGAUAAAAAUUAACGGCUCGCGCCCACUCGCCAGCUCUGGCUCCCACGCAAAUCGCCCGAAUGGUACAUAAUUUUAUCUAAGUCACAAGAACGGCCUAUGAGAUAUGUGUUGUAUACUUUGUUUAGGUUUUACUUACUUACACGUCACAUGGAACGGUGGCACUAUUUAUAAUUGAAUUUUAGCAUUUUUUAUACACGAUAACUAUAUUUUUACAGUCGCACCGAGGCGGCCAUUUUGUCAUAGCGGUCAUUGACCUUCGUGUCUGUAUAUGUGAGUACGGGACUGAGUGGCGGGUAAUACUAGCUCCGCGCCGCCGGAGGUCGAUGGCCGCUAACUAUUGCCAUGGGACACCUUUGCAUUUGACUAAAUGUUACCGAUCAGUUACAUAGCUUCGGAUCGCUAGUGAAUAGCAUAAUUUUACAUAAGAUUAUAACCUAUAUUUUAUUAUACACGCGCCAUUUUAUUGUAAGGCUACUUACUCGACGCUAAAUAAUAACUAAAAUAUCAAUACGGAUACAUUAUCAGUGGAUAUUACUUAAGUGGUGGUUGAGCAAUUCGGUGAACUGAAAUCGUAGUUAUUAUUUAGCUUUGUGGCAAUUUGUUGUACCGAGUGACUGUUUACUUUACGUUGUAAGUUAAUGCAUAAUAUUUAUAUAGGGUGCUCAUGGGUUCGUUGUUUCGUUGUCCGCGGACGCGUGCGUGUGCGUGUGCGUGUGCGUGCGUGUGCGUACCGCCGCGCUCCACGCAAUCUUAUCUCUUAAGUCUUUUUGUAUGUUGUUAAAGUUUUAUUUCCACUUUUGAUGGUAUUUAGAGGUCGGCUCGUGUACAGUCCACAUGUAGAGGUCCUCGAUUGUAGUAUUUGGUCGGUGUGCACCGAGGACUAUUGUCUCCGAAGCAGCAUCGCUCCGGGACGCUCUAUAAAGAAUCUUGUACAAAAAAAAAUCUUAAAUUAGUGAAAUGUUUCCUUUGCACAAACAAUGAAAACAAAUCUUAAGUCUAGGCUAAAACGAAAUAACAUACGUAAUAAAGACAUAUACGUUAAUGAUAGGUUUACUCGAAAGAAUUUAUAUAGUAGAUGGAAUGUCGCCGCGGAGGGUCGCUCUCGUCGAUCGGUCGCUCGUGCUCAGCGGCGCGGCGUCGCGUGACGUCACGCCACGUCGCGUGACGUCACGGCACGCUCGCUGGUGCGGUGCACACAUGAACAUAUUACGACGUGCGCGCGUUACGGCGUGACGUCACACGGCGUAACGAGUCCAUGCCACGGUUUUAUUAUUUAUUUAUUAAAUCUCAAUCAAUAAAUGUAAUCGUGUACAGGUGACGAUGGACUCGUUGAAACUGAUGUGGCUAAUGGUAUUCGCGUAACUGCUUCGGCAAUCAGGAAUCUCGAAUACGAAUCGAAGCCUAGUUACGCGAUACGGCGCGCGUGGCAGCGCAGACGUCGUCCACGUGUAAAUGGGAGUGUCUGUGUGUUGUUCUACGUUAGACUUUUAAUAUUCGUGUGAUAAUUAAUGAUUUCUAUGCUUAUAUCGCGCACAAAUACUCUCACUUACAUUGCACAGUGCGCGUGCGCGUGCGUGUGCGUGCGUGUGCGUGCGUGCGCGUGCGUGUGUGUGUGUGUGUGCAACAGAGUACCAACGUUUUGAAAGUGUUUAUAUUAUUGUUCUCGAACCUUCUUAGUCCGUGUGACGCGGCAAUUAUGUGUGCAUCGUCGCAUUAUAUUAUUACUUAUUUAUUUUUCUUUUUUUUUUUUUUGACAUUUUAAAUGAAGAAAUUUUAAUUUCUAAAAAUGAUAUCAACAGGGUAUUUAAGAUUGCUUAAGAUAUAUUAUUUUAUAUUUAUUAUUAUAUAUUUUGUGUGCGCCGCGUGCGCUAGCCUCGCGCAGUUGUGUUUAGUGUUACUGUACUGACAUUGUUGGCUAAUGUCCACUUGGGUCCCCUAAUCCAGAUCCUCAAAAGGAAUAGUAUUUUUUAUGAUUACAUAGUACGUUGGUGAAGAGAGUAGAGAUAUCCGAAUUAGACUAUAUAUAUUUUUAUUGUACUGCGUAAUUCGGAAAGUUUUUUCAGUCGAGAAUAAUGAACAAGAAAAACUCGACAAUAUUUAUUUAUUUAUUUAACUCUUUAUUGCACCAUAAAUAAAAAUAACAAUAGCUCUUGUUAAAUGGAAAUUUGAUUUUUUUUUGUAUUACACAUUAUAAAUAGAAUAAUUGUAUAAAAUUAAACAAAACUACAGACAAGAAUACAUAAGCCACAAUCUGCUAGAGCAACUACACUCUCUUAAAGAAACGAACUGUCUUAAGAGAAUCGUAAUUUCUCAAUGCAAGAAUUAAAAAUAUGAAUUUUCCCAACGGAUCUGCAUCAUGGGAUCUAUGUGGGCAGGGGACAUAUUCGCACGGAGUAACUGAACGCUCUCGGGCAGCUAACGAAACGCAUAUACUGUGCGCUCUAAACAUGAAUAGCAAGGAUGUUUACCUCGACAGGUCUACUGUGUGAAGAGUACGGUUUGCAAGACAACUGAAAUUUCUGAUGUUAAAUUUAUUUUUUUUAAUAUCUAUUUUGCUGACUCUAGUUUGUUUUAUCAGCUGAUGCUACGUUAUGGCGGUACGUCGUUACUGUAGCUUUUUCGAUCGCAGUUGACUUAUUACUAUAUAUCGCAGUACACGUAGUUAGCUAUCAGAGACCGUUGGUUGUACUUUUAUAAUUAAAUAGUGGUCGCGCACUUCGCCGCCCGCGACACCAGCGUGUACCGUCAGCUUAUAUCAACGUUACCAUCUCUAUGUCACUCCUAAGUUCGAUUCCAAGGUCUAUUAGUGACAGCAAUACUCCAUGUGGAGCCGGCUUUGCGAUUUGUAGAGCAAAUAUAAAUAACUUCUUCCUACCCUUAUCCCAAUUAUUAUAAGAGGUCGGCGUAAUGUUUUUUAUCAAAAAAAUUUGGCUUAGUUUUACGACCGGCCGCCUGCUUGAGGUCAACCCUCUUUGGGAAUCCCUACUUAUAACAUUUCUAGUAUGUUAUUAUUCAUGUAGUCCAACAGUGACAUCUAUUAGCAAAUAUGUAAAAUAAAUAUGAAUAAGUUUAAUGCAGUGAGCGCUGUAUAAACUCAAACCAGCAGUUAUUUUAUUUUUACCUGUAUACUUAAUUCGAUAAUGUAUUAUACUUUAAACGGUAUAUCAACGCUACAAAAUGUGGACUAAGUACAGACAAAUGUGUGUAGUGUAACUUACGAUGAUGAACGUAACGUUUUUAUAAGAGGAUCGUACAGUUUAUAUUUAGUUACCUAAGUUAGUAUUUAAUUUGGCAAUCAACUGUGUUUGUUUAAUAACACUGGAAGUGCUAAAGUCAAGAAGUUUAAAAUCAUAUGGAGAUUUCACUCAACACCAACGUAGUUGUAUUCACUGAAUUUUAUUUUGAUACUCGUCAGGUUUGUUUUAUUGCUAUGUUUAAGUGAGAUAGAAUAUAAUGAACCCAUUUAACCAUCUUUUUCUAUAAGCAACUCUUGACUACUUCUAUUGGGGUAGAUGCUAAACAAAAGGUAACCACCCACCAUUGUUUCCAAUCUCUACAAGUCGCUCUUACCUGUAUUUUGUCAUUAUUGAGUUUUACUAUUACUUUCUUUGUUAUACAGUCAUGGCCGUAGCUAGGGGCGGGGGGGGGGGGGGCAGUGUCCUAUCUUAAAAGGCCCAUUGCCCUACACUAAAAUGAAAGAUAUCAAGUAAAUUAGACAGAUUCGCUUUUUUAAGUCACUUAAUUAUAGCUUCUACCCUACCGAAAAGUUCUUUGGCCCUACCUUAAACUUGGGUCUAGCUACGGCCCUGUAUACAGCAUAUGGUAAUAAACGACUUAGUAAUUUAAUUAUAUUCUAUUUUUCUCAUAAUUCUGAUACUUUCUUGAUACUUUUUCAUUACUGUACAGUAACUGGGCCCCUACCUUAAAUUCGAGUUGGUGUUUCCAGUGUUAUCUCAAUUUGGUUGUAAACUUCUCAGUGUUGCUAGUAACGGGUGGCGAGUCGCGCGACACACCUCGACACUAGUUACAAUGACACUUGCGUGUGUAUAUAAUGAGUGCUUUAUUACGCUUUUUUGAUAUUAUUAUUAUUUUUUUAUUUAAAUACACUUAUUUCUAUAUUUUUGCUUUUGUACAAAACACAAUCGUGUAUGUAUUCGUAUAUUGUGUACCACAAUGUAAUCAAAUUGCGCGCGUGUCGCACCUAGUCAGUGGUGUCGCUGCCGGGGAGUGACUUGAACAUCACUUGCGCUGUACUAGACAUGAGGGCGGGCAUACAUGUGUUUUAAUAGAUCCCACGAUUGUAUGGACAUUGCUUGGCAAUUUUAGUCCCUAAAUCAAGUGCAAUAGAGUCUAAUUUUCAAAUAAUGUAAUAACGCUCAUCGGAUUUUGUUACUGUACUGUGCAAAGACUGCGCAAGACUGAUAUAGACUUUGUCUAUGAUUAUGUUCAAGUUGUUUGCCGCGUGCCACGCCUACUGUUCAACUUUUUAACAUUAGUUUUCCUUUUGUCUGUGAUACACACUAUCUGAACACUCGAAUACUUGUGCUUAAUCGUUGUAUGUACUUAAAUGUUGUAAGUAUAAGUUUCCAAGCAGACUAUUACAAGAAUAUUUACUAUAUUUUAAAACUAGUCGUUGCCUGUGACAUCGUCCAUUGUUUAGUAUGAUACUUUGUGACUCCAGGGCUGUUAUAUACGUGUUUUUAACACUAAUGAAAGAUUUUGGAAUCCUUUCACGAGGCUUGUACUGUAUAUGCCCUAGUUUUGUAAUUCAUGAAUAUAGUUACAAUGGGACAUAUCUAUCUAAAAGAGACAGUGAUACCACUAUUCAAGUAACAUUGCAUUUUUAAUAACAGCGUCAUAUUUUCUAUAAUUGUUUUAGCAUUUAAGCUGUUAACAAAAUCUUAAAUAUGGACUUUUUAGUUGGUAUCCUAAUAUAAAAAAUAAAAAUCAAUAAAAAAUUAUUUAAAUUUAAAACGUGAGGAUGAUCACGAAGUGUGACGUCAUCGUGAAUUAAAAAAUGGCGGGCGACGUCGCAGUCAUCAACUAGUUAUCAAUAUAAAACACCAAUAUGUAUAAGUUAUACAAAUAAUGAAGUUUUAUUUAAAGUAACUAAACGAGUGGAGGCCGCGCGAUACAAUGCGAUCUAAAUGAUUCUCCAAGCGCUGUAGUCUCAAUUGAUGUAAUAUAUUCGUCUCUUUCCAACAGUUAUAUUCUAGCUAUAUUUUUUAUUUACGAACACAUACAAAGUUAAAGUGUGGGAAGAAACAUCAAGCGGUUAAGAGUCAAACCAGGCCCUCUAGACAAGUGGCAAGCGAAUUCGUCGAUGGAAUCGACAUCGUUAGCCAGUCCGUGCGUUGGAAUGAGUCGUCCGGCGUUGCUAACUUAUUCUGUCUCAAGGACUCGCUAGCGAUGUCGUUUCCAUCGACAAAUUCGCUUGUCACUUGUCUAAAGGGCUUGCCCAAUACACUGGCUUACUGUGUACAAAUGGAUCAUGUUUCUUGUAAAUUAAUAAAUAAAUGAAUUUCAGUAUACAAUUAUUUAUAUUAUACAUCGCGGCAAUAUAUUUUGAAGAUUUUAAAUGAAAUGAAAUUUCUUUAUUCGAGUUACCCUAGUCCUGCACUGUUCAGUGCUUUGUUCCUUAAACCAUCCCUUACGGUAUCCCCAAAAUAAAAGGGGAUAGAGGGAUUAAAAAUUUAUGUAAGUUUUUAUUUUAUUAUAUCUUAUGCGAGACUGGCGUAACCAUUGAUACAGCUAGAUAUGACUGUUCUAGAUAGAUGAGCAUUGCCAGCAUCGAGUGUUAGCUGGAAAUCGUGAACGCUGAUCGAAGUAAAGGCCUACACACGCCGCCGUAAUGGAGUCCGGUGCUAGGGGGCGCGCGGGCGGCGGCCGCGGCCGGCCAAUACGUACACGCGGAGUGCAAACGCUCUAGUACUACUUUUAAUCGAUAGUAAUUUAAUGGUGUCCCUACCCAUGCUAAUAAUAGUAUACAAUGGUAGGGCACUGGUGGAGGUUCAUUAUGAACGCGAAGCCACAUCAAUGUGCCCGUCAUGGGGGAUUUAAGAAAAAUUUAUCGCGAUGAUAUCUAGGGGGACCGCGUGGAGGUCGACUUGAC